Mytilus trossulus (common blue mussel) is the source of this 1393-nucleotide messenger RNA. RefSeq names its product beta-1,3-galactosyltransferase brn-like. The record is from RefSeq and is a predicted model, not a curated record. Gene Ontology annotation, molecular function: hexosyltransferase activity. The transcript has 3 exons. The coding region runs from base 123 to 1139 and encodes 338 amino acids. Gene Ontology annotation, cellular component: Golgi membrane. NCBI's taxonomy places the organism in Eukaryota, Metazoa, Mollusca, Bivalvia, Mytilida, Mytilidae.
UUAUUAAUCAAUUAAUGUAGCAACAAGAAGUGUUUUAUGUCCAAAAAUUAUAUUAUGAAAAUGUAAAAGCUCGCCGAGGAUCUUAUUUUAUAAGAAAUUGUAUGGACUAACACAUCGAAGGGAUGGCUAUUUUAUGUAAUAGACGACGCUAUUUUAGAGUUAGGAAUUUUCAAUUCAAACUAUUUACAUUUUCUAUUAGUUUCCUGUUUGUGUUUGUUUUAUUUCAACUUAAAGGUCUACAGAACUCGAUAUAUUAUGGAGGGCGUAAAUCAUUUUGGAAUAAUACUGACCAAAUUCUAUCUGAUCUUAAAGAAAAGGGAAGUUCAAAUAUCAUGCCAUUGAACUCAUUGUUGUUGGAUACCGCAUUUCGGGAAGAUCCUGUGAAAUUGUUUGAAGCGUUUGAUUCCGUAGAAUUAUUGUUUGUUGUGAAAUCGCAUAUACUUAAUUUUGGUAAACGAGAAGCUAUUCGUCAGACGUGGGGACACGUAAAACAACUUCGAAUAAAAAUUAUCUUUGUCCUUGGGCACUUACAUAAUAUGGACCAUUUUGCUGAUUUAGAAUCAAAAUUACAUAAGGAUAUAAUUCAACUAAACAUAGAAGAUAAAUACGAAAAUUUAGUUUAUAAAACUAUAUAUGCAUUGCUUUCCUUAUCGAAACUUAAUAUCGAAACCGAAUAUGUACACUGUGUAGAUGAUGAUCGUUUAGUUAACGCAAUAAAUGUAUACGAUAUAGCAAGACAAAACAUUGCACAAUCAGAUACGGUAAUGUUAGGAUUUAUGGUAAACUUAUCCCGACCAGCUAGAACUAUGACUUCAAAAAAUUAUAUUUCAUUCGAGGAUUAUCCUUUUCUAUAUUUCCCGUCUUAUAUUAUAGGAGGAACCAUAUUAACAAAUAUGAAAACGAUACAUAUGCUUUCAAUAGGGAUACAACAUGUACGGUUAAUCCACAUAGAAGAUGUUUACAUUGGAAUUGUUGCAACAGCUUUCAAGAUAGAAAUGCGACAUCAUUCAGGGUUUCAUCCCUUUAAAAAAACCGUUUUAUCGUUUAGUAGUUAUUUAUCAUCUCCUGGAUAUGAUCAUGCAGAUGCAUUAUUAAGAGACUGGACUCUCAUUGAACAAAACGAAAAGAUCAAUACGUAACGUUAACUCUUACAAUUUUCGAACUUAAGGAUCUUUGCUUGUCAUGUAUUAGAUUUUGUUGUCAGAUUUUCGAAAUCCUCUGGUUUUAUCUAUUUAAUUGCCUUACAAUGUUUUGCCCACUUACCCCCAAUUUUCUAUUUACAUGUAUAAUUAUAAGUCAUCUGUUAAUUGUUUCUUAAAUCUUUGUUAGUUUUUAAUAGUUUUUUAGAACUUAAAGUUGUCAAUGAUAAAACUAUGAAAAAUUAAAAGAGAAU